AAACACAAUAAUGCCGAAAUAGACAUUGGAUGAAAAAAGAGUAGUCCUAAUGAUUCACAUUUGAUUCACACAUGUUAUGUGUAAGAUAUAAUACUAUAUAAUAUGUGGAAACAUUAGUUUUUUGUGAUCGGGUGUCAUCCUGUGCACAAAGAUUAGUUUCUGUUGUUAGCUCUCUUUAAUAAGUUAAGUAUACGCUGGCAAGCAAAGUGGAUUAAAACUUCAGAAGGCUUUCAUACAGACGCACAGAAAGCUGAUUGGCUACAAAACACACACACCCACACACACACACACACACAUACACACACACUAAUACUUGCAAACCCUUUUCAGUCAACCCACUUGCCAUGCCUGCGUCCUUGGUGGAUGCAACACAUCCUGGCUAUGUGACAGACAUGGGAAACUAUAACAGCUCCACAGUGGAGGAACUACAAGCGUGUGAGAGUCAUCAGUGGUACAGAAAAUUCAUGACCGAGUGCCCGUCCGGAGUUCUUACCUUCUACGAGUUCAAGCAGUUUUUUGGCCUGAGGAAUCUGUCGGACACAUCAAAUGCCUACAUCGAGACCAUGUUCACCACGUUUGACAUGAAUGACGAUGGUUACAUUGACUUCAUGGAGUAUGUGGCUGCACUGAGUCUGGUGCUGAAAGGAGGAGUGCAGCAGAAGCUCCGCUGGUAUUUCAAACUGUAUGAUAUCGAUGGGAGUGGCUGCAUCGACCGCGAGGAGCUGCUUCAGAUUAUUAAGUCCAUUCGAGCGAUCAAUGGAAUCCCUCAGGAGAUGUCCACAGAAGACUUUGCCAACAUGGUGUUUGACAAGAUUGACAUCAACGGAGACGGUGAACUGUCCUAUGAGGAGUUCAUAGAGGGGGUCCAGAACGACGAAAUGCUCCUGAAGACGCUGACGGAGAGUCUGGACCUGACACACAUAGUCCAACAGAUUCAAGGAGAGAUCAGGGCCAACAUUUAGGAUUUCCAACUGUUAGCAGACUUUUACAUGACUGUGCCACAGCAGAAUGAGUGAAGAUGCGAGUUCAGGAUAAUCUACAAUCUUUAAAAUGCAAAGUAUAUGACCAAAUACGCCAUAUGAUUAAAACAUGAGUAGAUAUUCACAGCCAAAAACAAACAUGGUAUCAGGUGCCUGAAGUAAAUAACACAUUCUUUGAAUCUUCUGAUAAACCCCAGCUGAAAUGAAACACCACGAUUUCUAUCCAACGACCAUUAAGUGCUUUAUAUGCAUGAACUUGUUGCAUGUUGUUUAACAGUAAAUACAUGAUGCACUAUCUGCAGCAUUCUGAGACGCUAACUCACCUGAUUGUAGUGUGUUAUAUAGAGUAGACUGUUAUCCUCACUUUGAACCAACACAGAGAAGUGGGUACUUUUGUAAAGCCUUCCAAAACAUUUUUGAACAGGUCUGAUAUGAUGUAGUCACUGAGCACUAGCUGUAAUAUAUAUUUUAAAAUGUUUGUCAGCCUCAGAUGUCUUACUUACAUAGGCAAAUCAAAUCAGGAAAUGAACUUAUUUAUGGUUCCUCAUAGUAGGAGUCAUCCGUGAUCGCACCAAUUCCUCAAACAGUCACAGUGCUUGUGUGUGUGUGUGUGUGUGUGCAUGUGCGUGUGUGUGUGUCUUUCAGAUUCUGAAUACCUCAAAUUGUACCUGUAGGUGACUCAUCUGUCCUUAUUGUUGUUCAGUAUUGUUUUCCUUCUCUCUGCUUCCUUGUAUUUUCUGAGCCCAACUGACAUAAUUUCCCAAUAAAACUCUGAUAUAAUUGAGAUAAAGCAGAGAAAUGUAUGUUAAGUGUUAGCAUAUAAUAACUUUGAAUAUGUAUUUUCACAUUUGAAGACUCCUCAUUGCAGCCAUAAAGGUCCACUGCGCACAUCGCACACAUCCCUGUGAGAUGUUAAUAUAUUGACAAAGCCUUUGAUGCUACAGGCAGUUGGCACGAAUUUGUCCAUGGACACACAACAACACACCCACCUCAUCCCACAUGCAAAACAUUAACAUCACAAACACAUUCGCACACACACAUACAUGCACGGCAACAGGCUCAUUUAGAAAAGUACACCGAAACCAGGAAAAAGAGGGAUGGAUGGAUGGAAGGACCAAGGCAUGGAUGGACAGAUGGAUUGAUGUGGACACGCUCUGAAGCAGUUAGUAGUUUCAGGGAGUGGCUCACUGUUGUCGGGUUGUUGUGGCUCUGAUUAGUGACGGGAUCAUAACAAAUCGUUCGCAGGUCCUGUGGCUCAACUAUUAUGAGGAAAAUAAAUGUAAAUAAAAUACAUUUGAUAUUU
Messenger RNA from Platichthys flesus (European flounder), 2283 nucleotides. RefSeq names its product guanylyl cyclase-activating protein 1-like. Gene Ontology annotation, molecular function: calcium ion binding; calcium sensitive guanylate cyclase activator activity. Lineage: Eukaryota; Metazoa; Chordata; Actinopteri; Pleuronectiformes; Pleuronectidae. The transcript has 4 exons. Bases 345 to 962 code for a protein of 205 amino acids. Gene Ontology annotation, biological process: visual perception; positive regulation of guanylate cyclase activity. Gene Ontology annotation, cellular component: cone photoreceptor outer segment; photoreceptor inner segment. The record is from RefSeq and is a predicted model, not a curated record.